CGGGAGGGAGGCUUUGUGAUGGAACAACAAGCUUUCCCAACCUCCAUCACUUCUCCCGGAAGACUCAUACGAGAGUUUCCAAUUUGAAGCCGCUAUCUAUUCUAUAUCCAAGGGAUUUGCCUAUUUAUUGUCCAUGAGCUCCACCGGACUUUCGCCGGAUUUCGAGGAUCACAAGACAAGGGUUUGUUCUUGAGUUGAGCCGAUCAUCUGGUCAUCUGCACUGCGCCGGCGAGUCGCGACUGAGUUCACCACCGUCCCAUCGGUGCUUCUGUCGGCUCAACGACUGUGUUGCUUUGGCGUCAACUUUCAAGUGCCCCGAAAACCAGCAGAAAUGACUUCCACAGCAGCUCGCAACGAAGAUGUGCAAGACCCACCGGAUGAGACGCCAACACCGCAGCCCAACUCCGGUCCCGAGACGAAGGAUGCCGACACUCCAUCGAAGCAAGGGCUUCUCGGCCUGGUCCUCGCCGUCAUGACCUGGACGCCACGCAGGCUGAGGUAUGACCCCGGCGAUCCACCGGAAUUCGGCUACGGUCUGAACAUGUUGUAUGCCCUCGCCGCCACCAUCUCUGUCGCCAACUUGUAUUACAACCAGCCGGUACUGAACAGGAUUGCCGAGACAUUCGAUGUCAGCUUUGAACGUGCAUCCUCCGUCGCGACCCUGAUGCAGGCCGGUUAUGCCGCCGGCUUACUCUUCAUAUGUCCCCUGGGAGACAUGCUCCGGCGGAGGCCCUUCGUUUUGGGCUUGAUUUGGAUUACCUCAAUGCUGUGGCUAGGACUCUGUGUGACCGACUCAUUCGCUGCCUUCUCGGCACUUUCCUUCAUCUGCGGCGCCACCACCGUCACCCCUCAGCUCAUGCUCCCUCUCGUCGGCGACAUCGCGCCCCCGCGGCGCAAAGGAACCGCCCUGUCCAUCGUCGUGUCGGGUCUCAUGCUCGGCAUGCUCGUGGCCCGCCUGCUCUCCGGCAUCGUCGCCAGCUUCACCGACUGGCGGAACAUAUACUGGUUCUCGUUCGGCGCGCAGUGGCUCCUCGCCGCCCUGCUCUUCGUGUUCAUGCCCGACUACCCCUCUGCCAACCCGGACGGGCUCAACUACUUCCGCGCCCUGUGGACCAUCGUCACCAUCCUCGUCCAGGAACCCGUCCUCGUGCAGGCCUGCCUGAUCGUCUUCCUCUGCAGCGCCGUCUUCACAUCCUACUGGACCACCCUGAGUUUCCUGCUGUCGUCGCCGCCUUACGAGUACGGCUCGCUCGUCAUCGGGCUGUUCUCCCUCAUCGGCGUCGUCGGCAUCGUCGGCGGGCCUCUGUACGGGCGGUUCGUCGUCGACCGGUUCGUGUCCACGUUCGCGUCCCUCGUCGGGCAGGUCCUCACCCUGGUGGGCGUCGUCAUCGGUACGUGGACCGGCGAGACGACCGUCGCUGGGCCGAUCAUCCAGGCUGUCUUCGGAGACACCGGUAUUCAGAUGUCCCAGAUCGCCAACCGGGCCGCCAUCUACUCGAUCGAUGCCAAGGCGAGCAACCGCGUCAACACGGCGUAUAUGGUGUCAGCGUUUUGCGGGCAGCUCACCGGUACGGCUGUCGGCAACAGGUUGUACGCUGCAGGAGGGUGGACGUGGAGCGGGAGUGCUAGCAUUGGUUUCGUCGCAUUAUCCGUUGUUGUCGGCUUUGCGAGGGGACCUCGUGAACAGCGGUGGAUUGGAUGGAGAGGAGGUUGGCGAUUGAGACGAGAUGACGACGUCCAUGCGAAGCCGUCAACUUCUAUGCCCCAGGACCAAGACGAGACUAUCCACGGUCAGGAUGACAAGACGUUGGUCGCAUGAAGACCAGAAACUCAAACUUCGCGCUCGACUGGAUAAGUUUCGUGAGGGCCACAAAUCACAAAUCCCUAAAGACCAUGGAAGAGGUAUGAGCCGGAGCCUUGAAUUUCAGAUAGACUAUGAUAGACUAUUCGCGCAAGCACAUAGAAUAAUUGUUCGGCGCCUUGACCGAAUUGCAAGA
This is a messenger RNA of Sodiomyces alkalinus F11, 1997 nucleotides long. RefSeq names its product membrane protein. Gene Ontology annotation, biological process: transmembrane transport. Lineage: Eukaryota; Fungi; Ascomycota; Sordariomycetes; Glomerellales; Plectosphaerellaceae. The transcript has 4 exons. Bases 332 to 1819 code for a protein of 495 amino acids. The record is from RefSeq and is a predicted model, not a curated record. Gene Ontology annotation, molecular function: transmembrane transporter activity.